AUGAGUGAAGAGAAAGAACUGCUCGAGGAUGAAGAGUUUCUUCGCAUUCAGAGGCUGAACUCUUUGGAUAACCUUGAGAGACGGAGAUCGAUUGUUUAUGAUAAGCCUGUCCCCGAUUUGCCUGGUGAGGCCGAUGCCGAGGAGGAAAAUGAGGGGAGCGAUCGCAACAGUGAUGCAAGUAUCGCAAGCUCUGAGGAAACGAGCAAGUCUAAAGAUGAAGUUCUGACGGAAGAGAAGAAAGUUGAGAUUGAGGAUGAGAUGCUGAAACGUUACCUGACGAGUCUGCACAACAUUGAAAAGAGAAGGUACAAGAGGGACACUAACACGGCAAUUUCAUUUUUCUCAGACGUUGAUUUCGACCAAAGACCGACUCUACUGGAUGACGCUAUUGCAACACCACUAAUAUCCACAUUCGAGGGUCCAGUGUUGGAGAAACAGAUUAAGGCGUUUGAAAAGGUCAAGAGGGAAAUAAAAGAUGACCUUAAAAAAGCUGAGAGUUUGGAGGGGAAGGACAAAGUAGCCAUCCCACGGUUGGAAUUUGACUUCACUGGUCUUUACAUUAUGAUGUGGAUGAUAUUUGGAUGGAUCGCCAUUAGAGGUAUGGUUGACUACUAUGUGUUCCAUGAUGGGGACUUGAAACAUAUCUUCAUUUGGAAUUUGAUGACGGAAAAAUGGCAGAUUGUCUGGCCCCUAGACGCUGCAAUGUGGGCCACUAGUUUCAUAGUGGUUCCAAUUCAAUGGCUGGUCAAAUAUAACGUUAUAAGCUGGAACCCAUUGGGAAGAUAUCUUGUUGUUGUCUUGGAGCUCUUCCAUGUUUUCUUUUUCAAUCAUCUGGCCCACAACGUCUUUUGCCUGAACUGGAUCUCCAGGAUCUUCUUCUUCCUCCACUCAAUUGUCUUCAUUAUGAAAAUGCACUCCUUUUCAUUUUUCAACGGCUACCUAUGGAAUAUCAAAAGGGAAUACGAGUAUUCGACGAAGGCACUAGCAAAAUGUAAAGACACGGCAUCCACACAAUUGACCGAGACACUUGAAAGAAGCAGAAACUUCUGUGAGUACGAACUAACCACUCAGUCGACGUCUGUGAAAUUCCCUGACAAUAUCUCCUUAAGAAACUAUUUCUUAUUCACUUUAUUCCCCACUGUAGUUUAUCAAGUCGAAUAUCCAAGAACCAAAAGAAUAAGGUGGUGGUACGUCCUCGAAAAAAUGUGUGCCAUUUUUGGUAUUAUAUUUUUGAUGAUGAUGUGUGCCCAACUAUUUGUCUACCCUGCCUGCAUGAGGGCAACAGAAAUGCGUCAGACUACGUGGCCCGACCUUGCUACCAGUACAAAGGAAUUUUUCUAUCUGCUAGCGGAAUUAAUCCCAGGGAUGACAAUUUUAUACCUUUUGACGUUCUAUCUGAUUUGGGACGCGAUCUUGAACUUCUUUUCUGAAUUGACAAUGUUUGCAGACCGUUACUUCUACGGUGAUUGGUGGAAUUGCGUCAUAUGGUCCGAGUUUUCUCGUAUUUGGAACGUCCCGGUGCACAAAUUUUUAUUGAGACACGUUUACCACAGUUCUAUGAACCAUUUCAAAUGGGGUAAACUUCAAGCCACUAUCUUCACGUUUGUUUUGAGUGCAAUAUUCCAUGAAUUGUCCAUGUACGUCAUCUACCAGCGGUUCAGACCUUAUUUGUUCCUAUUCCAAUUAUCGCAAUUGCCAAUGACCUACAUGUGCUCCUUCCCACCAUUAAAGGGUCAGCACGCCCUUUUGAACAUUCUUUUCAUAUUUGGUGUUUGUACUGGCCCCUCGGUUAUCACCUGCUUAUACAUAAUUUACUGA
Molecule: messenger RNA, 1818 nt
Organism: Huiozyma naganishii CBS 8797
Lineage: Eukaryota; Fungi; Ascomycota; Saccharomycetes; Saccharomycetales; Saccharomycetaceae
Gene: ARE1
Product: sterol acyltransferase
Exons: 1
Coding region: 1-1818 (605 amino acids)
Biological process (GO): ergosterol metabolic process
Cellular component (GO): endoplasmic reticulum membrane
Molecular function (GO): ergosterol O-acyltransferase activity
Source: RefSeq, a predicted model, not a curated record